ACAGAGUAAAACGUUAUCCAUAGGCCACAGCUUGCACGUAAGUAAGACCUAUACAUUAUUAUCGUUUAUUCGUUAUCCUUUUUUUCUCUCUUACUAAACCGUAUCUCUUCGCUUAUCUACAAGCAUUUAUGUAAUCCUCUCUUUCUUUCUAUAUAGAUAGCAAAACACACCUUAAUCAAAAAAAAAAAAAAAAAAAAAACUAGAACAAAACACAAAACAUCUCGACAAGAACUCUCUGUUCUGUUCUUAUCGUUCAAGAAACCUUUUCUUGUUUUCCUUUUGGUUAAGACUUAAAAAAAAAGAUCAAUUCAGAAUCCAAACAUAAUUGACAAAAGAAGCAGAAGAAAUGAUCAUUCGAGAUGGUAAUCUGAUUUCGACAACAAAAGAAGAAGGUGGUGUUGUAGGAGUUUCAAAAUCCUCGGAAAAAGAACCAUCUUCAUCUUCAUCGUCUAUCUCUAUUUAUUCAUCUGAUUUAACAGAGGAUGCUUCUUCUUCUUCUCCAAAUGGGCCUUUUGACGACCUAUCAGACCUAAUCUCUCAGCUCCCUUUCACCCACGUCAAGAAAGGAGGACUUUCAAAGUAUUAUAAAGGCAAAUCUCAGUCAUUCACAUCUCUAGCAACUGUCACAAGCUUACAGGAUCUUGUGAAGAGAGGAUCAAGAACGAAGUCAUGCUGCAAAAGGGAUUAUUUAUAUGGACCAAAGGCCACAAUCUCCAUGAAAGCCACAAGAACAUCCUCAAGUCAUUCCAAUUCAAGAUUAACUUUAAAACCAUUUCAUGAUUCACCAAAAUCAGUUCAAUGACAUGACAAAACAACCUUCUGGGUUCAAUUUAACAUUGUAUUCAUUUGUAUACAAGUUUGCCCAAGCUAAAUGAGAACAGAGAUAAUUUAGGGCUAAAUAACACCUUUUCACUAAUUGUGCAGAAAAAUUGUCAAAACGAGUAAAAAAACACUUGUCUUUUAGGUCGUU
This is a messenger RNA of Arabidopsis lyrata subsp. lyrata, 970 nucleotides long. RefSeq lists its product as uncharacterized. The record is from RefSeq and is a predicted model, not a curated record. Lineage: Eukaryota; Viridiplantae; Streptophyta; Magnoliopsida; Brassicales; Brassicaceae. The transcript has 2 exons. The coding region runs from base 347 to 802 and encodes 151 amino acids.